CCCAGCACGGCAGCCCGGAGGGCGCUCCAGCGAGGAGGGAAAAGGUGUGUUCGCAGCCAGCCAGUCGGAGGAGUGACACAGACCCGAUUGGGAAAUCCCUGGACAACGGAGAUAUAAAUUCCUGCCCGUCUGCUGAGCUUCCACUGAAGGUGAUAGGCCUGGCAGCCCUCCCUGGGGAGAAGCACCAGGUGAAGGAUGCGGAGCUGCAGGGUAUGGGGUGCUGGACCUGAGGGCUCCACUUCCUGUGUCCUCCAGAAGUUUUUGGGGGCGGUGUUCAUCUUGUGCAUGUUGGUAACCGGUGUUUCUGCCUUCGUCAUUCAGCCGGAGGAACGCACAGUGGCUGCAGGAAACUGCCAAUUUCGUGGCAAGCAUGUCAAAACCAGAGUCAUGUUGGAAGGGGAGCCUGUGGCCAUAAGGUGUCCCCAGCUGCUGUACUGGGACGAUGCCAGCGCCCACAUCAACAUGACGUGGAGGAAAAACGAGUCCGCUGUGACAGUCCCGGGGGAAGAAGAGGCGCGAGUGUGGGUCCAGGACGGUGUCCUCUGGAUUGUGCCGGCCUUGCGGGGGGACUCCGGCACCUACACCUGCACUCUCAGAAAUGCCUCUUACUGUGAUGAAAUGUCCGUGGAGCUCAGAGUUCUUGAGAAGACGGAGGUUUCCCGGCCCCUCAUCUCCUACCCGCAGGUCCUGCCCCUGUCAUCCUCUGGGAUGCUGGUUUGCCCUGAUCUGAGUGAAUUCAUCCGAAACAAAACUGACGUGAAGAUUCAAUGGUACAAGGAUUCCGUCCCGUUGGAACAAGACAACAAGAAGUUUGUAAGUGUGAAGGUAACUUCGUUACUCAUGAACAGUGUGUCUGAGGAGGAUGCGGGCUAUUACAGCUGUGCCAUGACGUUCGCCCACGGAGGCAAGCAAUACAGCAUCACCAGGAACAUCAAAGUCCGCGUCAACAAAAGAGAAGAGGCAAUUCCUGUGAUCAUCUCCCCACAAGAGACCAUAUCGGCUUCGCUGGGGUCGAGACUGACAAUCCCGUGCGUGGUGUUUCUGGGGGCCGGCAUCCCCGUGACCACCAUGCUGUGGUGGAUGGCCAACAGCACCCAAGUCAAGGACGCCUACCAGGGGGGCCGUGUGACCGAGGGGCCGCGCAAGGAGUACUCACAGAAUAAUGAGAACUACAUUGAAGUGCCACUGAUUUUUGACCCAGUCAUCAGAGAGGAUUUGCACACCAAUUUUAAAUGUGUUGUCUCUAAUACAGCGCAUUUCCAGAUGCUACGCACCACAGUCAAAGAAGCUGCCACGUUCUCCUGGGGAAUUGCGCUGGCCCCCCUGUCCCUCAUAUUCUUGGUUUUGGGGGGAAUAUGGAUACACAGACGGUGUAAGCACAGAACAAGAAAAGCCUGUGGUUUGUUGGAGUUAAAGACUGGCCAUCAAGAAUCCGCUCCAUGUAAAGUAAAGGAAAUAAAAUAGUUCAAAUCAAACAGUAACAAUAAACAAUAUCAUUUCGUACAGAA
Vicugna pacos (alpaca) is the source of this 1508-nucleotide messenger RNA. RefSeq names its product interleukin 1 receptor type 2 (gene IL1R2). Gene Ontology annotation, molecular function: interleukin-1, type II, blocking receptor activity; interleukin-1 binding. The record is from RefSeq and is a predicted model, not a curated record. Lineage: Eukaryota; Metazoa; Chordata; Mammalia; Artiodactyla; Camelidae.